AAAAACCAUAGGAAAUGUUUGACAAAAACUUUAUAAUUCUGUGCACCAUUUUUUGCAUACAAAUUUCUGGAAACAGCGCUCAGUAUGAGAACUUUGGCGGCAACGACAAUUUCCAAAGUUUGGAAAGUGUCCCAAUUGGCCUGCUCACCGACCAGAACACGGAGCAAAUGAACAUUGUCUUCGACCAUGCCAUCGAUGUGGCCAACCAAGAGGCGGGCACGGCUCUAACCUCGCUGAAGGAGGAGGUGAACUACGGGGAUGCCUACCAGAGCUACGGCAGACUGUGCAGGAUGCUGGAGACUGGCAUUGCGGGGGUGUUCGGACCCUCAUCUCGGCACACUGCCGUUCACCUGAUGUCCAUUUGCGAUGCCAUGGACAUACCGCACAUCUACUCCUACAUGAGUGAGUACGCCGAGGGCUUCAAUCUGCAUCCGCAUCCGGCGGAUCUGGCCAAGGCCCUGUUCAGCCUCAUCACCGAGUUCAAUUGGACGCGGUUCAUUUUCCUGUACGAGUCUGCCGAUUACCUGAACAUUUUGAACGAGCUGACCACGCUGUUCGGGAUGAAUGGACCUGUGGUCACGGUGCUGCGCUACGACAUGCAGCUGAAUGGCAACUACAAACAGGUCCUCCGGCGGGUGCGUAAGUCCGUGGACAAUCGGAUUGUGGUCGUGGGCUCCAGCGAAACAAUGCCGGAGUUCUUAAACCAGGCCCAGCAAGUGGGCAUCAUUAACGAGGACUACAAGUACAUCAUUGGCAACCUGGACUUUCACUCAUUUGAUUUGGAGGAGUACAAGUACAGUGAGGCCAAUAUAACUGGGCUGCGACUGUUUUCGCCGGAGAAGAUGGCUGUCAAGGAGCUGCUCAUGAAGUUGGGCUAUCCCACCGACCAGGAUGAGUUUCGAAAUGGUUCCUGCCCCAUAACCGUGGAAAUGGCCCUGACCUACGAUGCCAUUCAGUUGUUCGCACACACUCUAAAAAAUCUGCCAUUCAAACCAGUGCCCCAGAAUUGCUCACAGCGAACGGAAAGUGUCCGGGAUGAUGGCUCCUCCUUUAAGAACUACAUGAGAACGCUGCGCCUCACGGAACACUUGCUCACCGGACCCAUUUACUUUGAGGGAAACGUCCGCAAGGGAUACCAUCUGGAUGUCAUCGAGCUGCAGCCCUCGGGAAUCGUUAAAGUGGGCACCUGGGACGAGCAGAGGGAGUACAGACCCCAGCGACUGGCACCCACCACCGCCCAAUUCGAUAAUGUCGACAAUUCUCUGGCAAACAAGACGUUCAUAAUCUUGCUCUCGGUGCCGAACAAACCAUAUGCCCAACUGGUGGAGACCUACAAGCAGCUGGAGGGCAAUAGUCAGUAUGAGGGCUAUGGUGUGGAUCUCAUCAAAGAACUGGCCGAUAAACUGGGCUUUAAUUUCACCUUCGUAAAUGGUGGCAAUGAUUAUGGAUCGUAUAACAAAACCUCGAAUGAAUCGACGGGCAUGUUGAGGGAAAUUAUGAUUGGGCGAGCUGAUUUGGCCAUUACGGAUUUGACCAUUACGUCGGAACGCGAGGAAGCCAUUGACUUCACCAUUCCAUUUAUGAAUCUUGGCAUUGCAAUUCUCUACUUGAAGCCCCAGAAAGCCACUCCCGAGCUCUUCACCUUCAUGGAUCCCUUCUCCGAAGAGGUCUGGUGGUUCCUGGGCUUUUCCUUUUUGGGCGUGUCCCUGAGCUUCUUCAUAUUGGGUCGGCUGUCGCCCAGCGAAUGGGAUAAUCCGUAUCCCUGUAUUGAGGAGCCAGAGGAACUGGAAAACCAGUUUACCAUAGGCAAUUCGAUUUGGUUUACCACGGGUGCCUUACUGCAGCAAGGCUCUGAAAUUGGACCAAAAGCCCUAUCAACUCGAACUGUGGCCAGUUUCUGGUGGUUCUUUACCCUCAUUGUGGUCUCCUCCUACACCGCCAAUUUGGCUGCCUUCCUGACCAUCGAGAAGCCCCAAAGUUUAAUCAACAGCGUUGACGAUUUGGCAGACAACAAGGAUGGCGUCGUGUACGGUGCAAAAAAAACUGGAUCCACCAGGAACUUUUUUUUGACUUCUGAGGAUGAGCGUUACAAGAGGAUGAACAAAUUCAUGACCGAAAAUCCCCAAUACCUUACCCAAGACAACAUGGAGGGAGUGAAUCGGGUGAAAACACACACUCACUAUGCAUUCCUGAUGGAGUCCACGUCCAUUGAGUACAACACCAAGCGAGAAUGCAAUCUCAAAAAGAUUGGCGAUGCAUUGGAUGAGAAAGGCUAUGGCAUAGCCAUGCGGAAAAAUUGGCCGCAUCGCGACAAGUUCAACAAUGCCUUGCUGGAGCUGCAGGAGCAGGGAGUGCUGGAGAAAAUGAAGAACAAGUGGUGGAACGAGGUGGGCACCGGGAUUUGUGCCACCAAAGAGGAAGCUCCAGAUGCCACGCCCCUGGACAUGAACAACCUGGAGGGCGUGUUCUUCGUACUGCUCGUCGGAAGUUGCUGCGCCUUGCUGUACGGCAUUAUAAGCUGGGUCUUGUUUGUGAUGAAGAAAGCCCACCAUUACCGGGUUCCGCUGCGCGACGCUCUCAAGGAAGAAUUCCAGUUCAUCAUCGAUUUCAACAACUAUGUGCGGGUGCUGAAAAACUCGGCUUCCAUCUAUUCGCGCAGCCGUCAAUCCUCAGUAGUCAGUCAGUAGCUUCUGUAGCUCAGGACUCGCAAUAU
Messenger RNA from Drosophila gunungcola (fruit fly), 2713 nucleotides. RefSeq names its product glutamate receptor ionotropic, kainate 2 (gene GluRIIE). Gene Ontology annotation, molecular function: glutamate-gated receptor activity; transmitter-gated monoatomic ion channel activity involved in regulation of postsynaptic membrane potential. NCBI's taxonomy places the organism in Eukaryota, Metazoa, Arthropoda, Insecta, Diptera, Drosophilidae. The record is from RefSeq and is a predicted model, not a curated record. Gene Ontology annotation, cellular component: postsynaptic membrane; plasma membrane. Bases 15 to 2687 code for a protein of 890 amino acids. Gene Ontology annotation, biological process: synaptic transmission, glutamatergic; modulation of chemical synaptic transmission; monoatomic ion transport. The transcript has 13 exons.